AUGAGCCUGCCCAUUCUUCUUCAAGCGUCGACGGUGAUCGGCUUCUUGGUACUUAUAUACAUUGUCUACUAUCGCUACUUCAACCCAUUAGCCAAGUACCCCGGUCCUCCUCUUGCCUCGGUCACCAACCUGUGGAAGACCUACCAUCUUGGAACUUGCAUCUCCCGCACACGCUUGUUCACGGGGUUUUAUGAUGGAUUUACGACUUUCAAUCCCAACUUGUUUGGAACACAAGAUGAAGAGAUUCACGCCAUCAGGCGUCGCCAAAUGGCCCAUGCCUUCUCCAUGCAGUCCAUCAAGGAGAUGGAGUAUUUUGUUGACAGCCAUAUCCUGAAACUUAGGAGAAACCUGGAUCACUUCUGCGAUAGCAACCAAGAUGUUGAUCUGAAGAACAUGAUUGCCUUUUAUGUCUUUGAUGUACUAGGUGAGCUUGCCUUUAGCAGAAGUUUUAACUCGCAGGAUGAGAGAAAUCUAGCCCGAUUACCGCCUAUCAACGACCAUAUCUAUCUUGCAUGCUUGAUGGGAAUGACACCAGACGCUCUCCCGUGGAUCAAGAAGGUUCUACCAUUUAUCCCCCUUCUGAGAAGAAGGGAGGGUUGA
Messenger RNA from Fusarium proliferatum ET1, 600 nucleotides. RefSeq lists its product as uncharacterized. Lineage: Eukaryota; Fungi; Ascomycota; Sordariomycetes; Hypocreales; Nectriaceae. The coding region runs from base 1 to 600 and encodes 199 amino acids. The record is from RefSeq and is a predicted model, not a curated record. Gene Ontology annotation, molecular function: monooxygenase activity; heme binding; iron ion binding. The transcript is spliced from 3 exons.